AUGUCGUCCGAGAAAGUCUCCGUUGGAGAGAGAGUUCGAGUCUUCUUCCUUGGUGAUGAGGCAAAGACAAGAGAAGAGAGAAAGCUUGUGCGGAAGAUCGACUUCUUCAUCCUGACGUACUGCUGUCUGAGUUACUUUUUCAAUUUCCUCGACCGUGCUGCUUUCGCCAAUGCAUACGUAGCUGGCCUCAGAGAGGCCCUUAACAUGAAGGGCCAUGACUACAACACUGUGCUUUCAGUCACAACGGCCGGUAUGGCUAUUGGCCAAAUCCCACACGGAUUGAUCAUUCAAAAGAUUGCCCCUCGAAUCUGGCUUCCUUCCAUGGUUGUUGUGUGGGCUGCCUUGACGAUGGUCAGCGCGGCGUGUAAGACCGUCACUCAACUUUGCAUUGUUCGUUUCUUCUUGGGCCUUGCGGAGGCUAGCACCUACGCCGGAACCAUUUACAUUAUUGGUUCGUGGUACAAGCCCAAGGAAAUUGCCAAGCGUACAGCCAUCUUCACGGCUUCUGGGCAAGUCGGUACUAUGUUCGCCGGUGUCAUGAUGGCAGCCAUUUACAAAGGCAUGGGAGGCCUUGGUGGCCUUGGAGGUUGGCAAUGGGUGUUCCUGAUUGAUGGCAUCAUCACACUUCCUAUUGCUUUCUUCGGCUUCUAUUACUUCCCUGACAUCCCAGAGAACACGAAGGUAAACUAUCUCAGCGAGUCUGAGAAGAAGAUGGCUGUGACACGUCUACCUCCUAUCAAGGAGGGCGGACACAGCAUUAGCCCCUUGUCGCUGAUGAAGCGCCUGUUUCUUCAACCUGCUUUCUGGAUUCUGGUAUUCUGGUCCCCUGUUUGUGCCACCCUCGAGGCAUAUGCCGUACAGAACAACUUCCUUAUCUGGCUCAAGUACCAGUCGGCGCACUUUACCCAGGGCCAGAUCAACACCUAUCCCUUGGGUGUCCAGGCCGUCGGAAUUGUCUCUAACAUGCUGGCCGCCUGGCACAUGGAUGCUACCGGCACUCGUAUUCCGAUGGCCAUCCUGGCUGUUAUGCUGCAGCUAAUUUGCGCCAUUAUGUUGCUAGUCCCUACUCUGCCGUUCGCCGGAACCUUUUUCGCAUUCUACCUUUCCGGCACAGCGUACAUGGUGAACCCGCUGAUCUUUGGCUGGGCGAGCAUCAUCCUACAGCGCAGCGGUGACGAUGCGGUGCGCAGUGUCACAGUUUACUGCAUGAACGUUCUCUCUUUGACCCUGUACACUUUCUGGGGCAUUGUAUUCUAUGCAGCUGAUGAGGCACCUUACUGGAAGAAAGGAGGUAUUGUUAUGAUUGUAUGCUGUUUUGUCAUGCUGGGAUACAUGUGGGUUGUCUGGAAGCUCGAUAAGCACACUCUCGAGAAGUACGAACAACCCUCGGCGCAGGACUCGGAGGCGUCACCCGCAGUGUGUGAAAAGGCGUCCGGAAUCGAGAAAACGGACAGUCUCGAAGAGAAGAAAAACAUCGCUUCUGAGAAGACUGUCUCAAUUUAA
Messenger RNA from Colletotrichum truncatum, 1503 nucleotides. Its product is annotated as major facilitator superfamily transporter. Gene Ontology annotation, biological process: pantothenate import across plasma membrane. Gene Ontology annotation, molecular function: pantothenate transmembrane transporter activity. Lineage: Eukaryota; Fungi; Ascomycota; Sordariomycetes; Glomerellales; Glomerellaceae. Gene Ontology annotation, cellular component: plasma membrane. The record is from RefSeq and is a predicted model, not a curated record.